Messenger RNA from Salvia miltiorrhiza (redroot sage), 2010 nucleotides. Its product is annotated as protein FAR1-RELATED SEQUENCE 5-like. Gene Ontology annotation, molecular function: transposase activity; DNA binding. The record is from RefSeq and is a predicted model, not a curated record. The transcript is spliced from 5 exons. Gene Ontology annotation, biological process: DNA transposition; regulation of DNA-templated transcription. The coding region runs from base 1 to 2010 and encodes 669 amino acids. NCBI's taxonomy places the organism in Eukaryota, Viridiplantae, Streptophyta, Magnoliopsida, Lamiales, Lamiaceae.
AUGGAGAUUGGCUCGUGUAGUACAGGUGAAUCGACGACAAUUGUAGUAGAAGGACAUACCGAUCUUUUCAUCUCUGACUGUGAUGCUAAGGAAAAACCAUUUGAGGAGCAGAUUUUCGAUCUUCAACAAGCUGAGAAGCUUUAUGAGGAUUACGCAAAAGUCUAUGGUUUUAUUUCUCGUAAGGCAACCAUCAACAGAGCUGACGAUGGGUCCAUAAGUACUCGAUAUAUGCUUUGUAACAGAGAAGGUGCUCCUAACCAUGGUGAUUCGUUAAUUUUGGUCGAGGGUAACGGAGAAAAUAGGAAACGUAAGAGAACAUCAUUCAAGGUUGGUUGCAAGGCUCUUAUCAUAUUUAAGGCAAUGUCUUAUGGUUGUUUUAGGGUUGGAACCUUCAUUGAGGGUCAUAACCAUAAGAUGGUGUCUGAAACUAGUCGUCAUUUUAUGUCGAGCAAUAGGCAAGUUCAUGAAGUUCACCAGUAUUUUAUUCACGCGGGUAUUAGAGCCAACAUUGGACCAACUAAAACAUUUUGCAUUUUUAAAGAGAUUGUUCGUGAUUAUGAUAAGGUUGGUUGCACUAGUAUUGAUUUCAAGAACUAUGGUCGAGACUUGAAGGUCUAUGUCGCUAGUUCGGAUGCCCAUAUGUUGCUUGAAACAUUUAAGGAUAGGAAGGAGCUUUGUGAUGGAUUUCAAUAUUUUUACGACGUUGAUGAGGAAAAUCAGCUGAGCCGCCUUCUCUGGACAGAUAAACAAGCUGUGAUUAACUUAAAAAAUUUUGGAGAGGCUGUGUCUUUUGAUGCAACAUACAACACCAACAAGUUUAAGUUUUUUAUCGUGUUGAUUCGGUACAAAAUGAUUUUUACUCAGUUUACUGGUAGGGACAACCACGGUAAAUGUGUGUCGUUUGGUGCGGCAAUCAUAUCACAUGAAGACAUGGAUUCAUAUGCGUGGGUUUUCAGCAAGUUUACGGAGUGUGUUAGGAAUGCUCCUCGUGUGUUUAUGACUGACCAAGAUCCUGGGUUGAAGAAGGCCGUUGCUCUUGUUUGGCCCGAAACACAUCAUAGGUUUUGCAUGUGGCACAUCACGAUGAAGGUUGUGGAGAAAUUGCCAUUUAAUUUCAGGGACGAUUCUGAUUUCAAGUCGAAGUGGUUCUCUUCACUGUAUGAGGAUCAUGCUCUAUGGAUUCCUGCAUAUUUUCGUGACAUCAGUAUGAGUGGGCUGUUUUGCACCACUUCCUUGUCUGAGAGUGAGAAUAGCUAUUUUAAACGCUUCCUUAGUAAGUUUUCUGAUCUAGUUGUGUUGUUUAUGAAUUAUAACAGCGCUUUUGAUUCCCAACGAGAUACAUGUCAGAGGUUAAAUUAUGAGGAUGAGACUGGUGUUCUCCCCAUGCUUACAACGAUGGCAAUCGAGAAACAUGCCUCUACAUUAUAUACCAUCUCAAUUUUCAAGGAGGUCCAGGAGGAGAUUGUAUCUGCUUUUUCAACAUGCAUGAUGGCAAAGAUGGAGGAUAACACAUUCGUAGUUGAUGACAAUGUUGACAGCGAAUUCACAAUUGUGCAUGAUACAAUUACCGAUUCUUUGACCUGCAAGUGCAACUUGUUCACCAGGAAAGAUUCUUCUGCAACCAAAGUAAUUGGUAAGCAUGAUCUAUUCCAUGUUUUCAGCAAAUGUAUUGGUCAUGUUUCCGGGGAUCAAGAUUUGAUGAAACAGUUGCUAGGUGAAUUAAGUGAAGUUGAGAACAAGUUUGCUAAGCUUCAUAACGAAAAUGCAACGCGAAAUUCCAAGGAUGUUAUAUUCCAAGAGUUUUAUGGGUCUGUACGACCUGAGGUUCCUACAGUGCUUUCUCCUGCUUUUGCUAAAACCAAAGGUAGUGGAGUCGGUGGUCACAGGAAAUCCGACAAGAAGAAGGCAAUGAUUUUAGCUCAAAAGCCUCUACGCAACUGCAAAAGAUGCAAUACCAUGGGACACCACGACUCUCGGAAUUGUCCUACCAAGGCAGUUGUUAACCCAUGA